UUGUUUCUUUAAAUAAAGUUUAUUCAAUUUAAACAAGAUGGUGGCACCCGGUAGCUAGUACAUGUUUGGAUGCAUGGUAAAGAUAUUUUCACAUUGAGGAAAUUCUAAUAAAAAUACACUCUUUUUCCGUGGUAACGAACAGUGAAUAAAUGUCUACGCCAGGCAAGUCAGGCGGCAAAAAGGCCAAAAUAAAAGCUAUUCCACCCAAAACCUCCUUCUCCUGCCCUUUCACACGGCAUUGGAGGCCACUUCCUCAACAAGACAUACAUUUCAUCCUGGCUACCUUAAGAGAAAAACUAACUUCAAUGGGUUUGGAAAAGAAAGAGCCAAAAGUUUUUCGCCCGUGGAAGAAAAAAGGCAGAGGUAAAACUCCCUCAUCUAUGUCAGAUCCUGUCCCAGAGACGAGCAAAGACCUGGAUACGAAAGAUUCUCCUAAGAGUGGCUGGACAGAUGUAGUGGCGAGAAGACAACUAGCUGUGGGCAUCAACGAGGUUACCAAAGCUCUGGAGAGGAACCAACUCAAACUGGUUUUAGUGUGCAAGUCUGUCAAGCCAAAGCACAUGACUCAUCACCUGAUGGCGCUGAGCGCCACAAGAGGAAUCCCUGCCUGCCAGUUGCCCCGGCUAAGCGAAAGUGUGGCGCAACAGCUGGGCCUGAAGAGUGUCCUAGCAUUGGGGUUCAGGAGUGAAGGUUUUACUGACACCGUGGAAGCCAUCAUACCCAAGGUUCCCUCAAUCGAUGUUGCCUGGCUACAAGGUGAGACUGCGAGUGUGGCAUCACAACCAGAGAGAAGCAAGAGAGCGAGCCAGAAAAGAAAGUUGGACCCAGAGUGUGAAGAGUCUGCCUCAUCCUUCACACUGCACCCACUUACAGUGAAAAGAAUAGUUCCCAACCCUGCAAACAAAAAGCUGAAAGCAAAGAGAGGCAAAUAAAUUCCUAUAAGUCUGUUUGUCGCCAUUUUGCCGUUUGUGUCAGGGUAGAAGUCUUUUUUGUUAGCCCACACAAGUAUGGUGAAAAAAUACUACUUUUGAUACCUUAAUCAAAAGCAGAACAUUGUGUGUUGUGUUUGUGUCAAUAAUACAGGAGAUCAGCAGGUGUGUUAGAAGGUGGAAAAAUGCCAGCACUGUGUGAAAGGAGUAUUUCUCCAAAAGGCUGAAAAUUGCAGAGUCAACAUUGUCCUCCCCAUCCAGUUUUGGUGCCAUUUAUACUUAACAGUAACAGGAAUAGAGACCACACAAACAUAGUAUGGUGGAAAAUACAUAUUUGGAUUCUGUAUUCAAAAGCAGAAUAAUAACAAGUUUCAAUGAAGGGGUCAUGAGCUACCACACCAAAGUGUCAAAUAAAAUUUGCUUCAAUUUUUAUAUUUAUAACUGUUAAAUUCAGAGGUUAAACAGAUAAUCUCCAAUGUUAUUUUUUCAUUUGAAACCCCAACAAAGAAGUUAGGGUAUGACUUUAAACUAUGACUGGCGAUGAUGUAUUUUGCGAUUUUCAAGCAACACCAAAACUUUUCUGUGAGGGGUAACACAUGUAAAAAAAAAAUGCUCCUUGAUGAUUUUGUAAAGUGAAUUUAUUCAAAUGUCCAUGCUGGUAUAGGCGGUGUGUGCAUUGAAACAUAUUAUUUGCAUGGGCUCAUGUUGUGUAAAUGAUGCUGGUACACGUCCUUCCAUCUCACAUCUUACAAUGGAUUUGAAUAAAAAUAUUGACCUUCA
Molecule: messenger RNA, 1709 nt
Organism: Nerophis ophidion (straightnose pipefish)
Lineage: Eukaryota; Metazoa; Chordata; Actinopteri; Syngnathiformes; Syngnathidae
Gene: rpp38
Product: ribonuclease P/MRP 38 subunit
Exons: 2
Coding region: 150-932 (260 amino acids)
Biological process (GO): tRNA 5'-leader removal
Cellular component (GO): nucleolar ribonuclease P complex; fibrillar center; ribonuclease MRP complex
Molecular function (GO): ribonuclease P activity; ribonuclease P RNA binding
Source: RefSeq, a predicted model, not a curated record